AAACUGAUUGUGAGGUACUUAUAGCGCUCUGUGUAAUAUUCACACUUGAAAAUCUGGUGGAAAAUUUGUCUGCUUAUUCUACAUCAGGGGAUAUAAAAGGUUGUAGGGUGUAGGCAAUUGGGUCAGUUGAAAGUGAGAGUGCUCCGAGUUAGACUGGUAAAGAAAAUGAAAGUGAUAAUUUUUGUGCUUUUGGCAAUUUCUGCCGUUAGAGGAGUAUGGUACGAUAAUGGUAAUUUUUACCAAAUCUACCCAAGAUCUUUUAUGGAUUCUAACAAUGAUGGAGUUGGGGAUCUCAAAGGAAUUGCACAAAAGCUCCAGUACGUUAAGGAUUUAGGAAUGACUGGUACAUGGUUGUCGCCAAUUUUCAAAUCGCCUAUGGCUGAUUUUGGCUACGACAUCUCUGACUACACCAUGGUUCAACCAGAGUAUGGAUCCAUGGAAGACUUUGAGGCACUUAUUGAUAAAGCCAAUGAAAUCGACAUUAAGAUCAUUCUGGACUUCGUGCCAAAUCACACGAGUGAUCAGCAUGACUGGUUUCUGCGUUCUGUAAAAAGGGAACCUGGUUACGAGCACUACUACGUCUGGCAUCCUGGCAAGGUCGUCGAUGGGAAACGUGUUCCACCAAACAAUUGGGUAUCUGUAUUCAGAGGAAGUGCCUGGGAAUGGAAUGAGGACAGGCAGGAGUACUACCUGCAUGCUUUUCUGAAGGAACAACCUGAUCUCAACUACAGGUACCAAGGUGUUGUUGAUGAAAUGAAGAACGUCCUGCGGUACUGGAUGCGAAAAGGUGUUGCAGGAUUUCGAAUUGACGCUGUGCCCUAUCUCUUCGAAAUAGCCCCAGAUUCUGAAGGCAACUACCCCGAUGAACCACUAACCGGUAGUGCCUGUCCCAAUCCCGAAGAUGACUGCUACACCCAACACAUCUAUACGCAGAAUCAACCUGAAACCUGGGACAUGGUGUACCAAUGGCGAGCUGUUCUAGAUGACUAUGUCAAACAGACAAAUUCAUUUGCAAGAAUCAUGAUGAUUGAAGCCUAUACCCCAUUACCUAACAUCAAGUACAUCUUUACUGAUGGACACGGAAAAGAAGGGGCUCAGAUACCCUUUAACUUCGAACUGAUUAGCAAUGUUAACGGAAAGUCAUCGGCUAAGGACUUCAAGGAGCAUAUUGAUGCAUGGAUCGAUCGACUACCUGAAGGUUACCAGAAUAACUGGGUCAUGGGAAAUCAUGACAACAAAAGGAUAGCAUCUAGAUUUGGUAUUGAAAGAGCAGAUCUAAUCAAUAUCCUCCUACAAACACUGCCAGGCUUCGCAAUCACUUACAAUGGUGAAGAACUAGCUCUCCUGGAUGUCUACAUCAGCUGGGAGAACACAAUUGAUCCUGCUGGUUGUCGUACGAAUUCUACAAUUUACCAGCAGUAUUCUCGUGAUCCAGUGAGGACACCGUUUCCCUGGAACGAUCAGAAAAAUGCAGGAUUCUCCAAUGCAGAUAAAACAUGGCUCCCUGUAUCCCCUGACUACAAGGAAGUUAAUGUUGAGCUGCAGGAAAAGUACACCUACAGUCACCUGAAAACUUUCCGAAAGCUCACGCAAAUGCGCAAAAAUGAGAAAGCUCUGCAAGAGGGGCAUUUGAAGAUGAAACUCAUUGGAAAUGAUAUUUUAGCGUAUGAAAGAAGAAUCGAUGGUACAAAACCAUCUGAGAAUUUUGUUAUUAUUCUGAACUUUAGCGGCAACACGCACAAAGUCAACAUUCAUCAACUCUUCCCACAAAUGUCUCAAAUUUACAAAAUUGAAGCUCAAUCUCUGCAUAUUACGAGUCACAAAGAGGGGGAUCAAAUUGAUGGACGAAACUUCGAAGUAAAACCCAAUGAUGCUUACGUACUUCGUGGUGAAGCUUCUAAACUUUAUUCGUAUUUGAUUUUCUUCUUCACAUUCCUUUCUGCCUUUUUCAACAUCUUCGUGCGCUCUUAAGAGCUUGAGAGAUACAUCUCUCUACAUUUUUUGUUUUUAAAUUCUUUUCCUGUAAAAUAUUAUGAUUAAAAUUCGUGUCAUCCAUUCCCUUCUCCAAGUA
This is a messenger RNA of Phlebotomus papatasi, 2071 nucleotides long. Its product is annotated as maltase A1-like. Lineage: Eukaryota; Metazoa; Arthropoda; Insecta; Diptera; Psychodidae. Bases 166 to 1971 code for a protein of 601 amino acids. The transcript has 4 exons. Gene Ontology annotation, biological process: carbohydrate metabolic process. The record is from RefSeq and is a predicted model, not a curated record.